AUGGAGCCACACCACAUCCCGGAAAAUGACAGGCCUCAACCUCUCUCCGGAGAUGGAGCUAGCCCCGGAAAAAUUUUCAUUGGAGGUUUAGCAAGAGAGACUACUACUGCACAAUUCAUCAAGCAUUUUGGUAAAUAUGGCGAAAUUACGGAUUCUGUGAUAAUGAAGGACCGGAAAACAGGACAGCCUCGUGGAUUUGGCUUUGUGACCUAUGCAGAUCCAUCUGUUGUUGAUCAAGUCAUUCAGGAUACUCAUAUUAUUAACGGGAAACAAGUUGAAAUCAAGCGAACAAUACCAAAGGGAGCUGUUGGGUCUAAGGAUUUUAAGACCAAGAAGAUUUUUGUAGGUGGAAUACCUGCAGUGGUGACUGAAGAUGAGUUCAAGGAAUUCUUUACACAAUUCGGAGAGGUUACAGAACAUCAGAUCAUGCGGGACCACUCUACCAAUCAUUCUCGUGGGUUUGGAUUUAUUACAUUUGAUAUGGAGCAGGCAGUUGAUGAUCUCUUGGACAAAGGAAAUAAAAUUGAGCUGGCUGGAACUCAGGUGGAGAUCAAGAAGGCUGAGCCAAAGAAGGCUAACCCACCUCCACAUUCAUCAAAGCGUUAUAAUGAUUCAAGGCCUGCAUAUCGUGGUGGAUUUGAUGAAGCUUAUGGUGGAUUGGGAGGCAGUGGAUUUGGCGGCAUUGGUGGUUAUAGGUCAGGAGGGACCUACGGAAGUAGAGCUGGUGCUUAUAGUGGAUAUGGUGGAGCUGAAUUUGGUGGCUAUGGAGGGUAUGGAGUUGGCGGUAUUGGUGCUUAUAGCAGAGGAGAGCAUUCUUUAGGAUAUACUGGUCGUUAUGGAGGACUGUUCAGCAGAGGUUAUGAUUUAGGUGGUGUUGGUUAUGGUGGCCCUGGUGAGAAUUAUGGUGGAUAUGGUGGUGGCAGUGCUGGUGGUGGUUCUGGCGGGGGCUAUGGAAGUAGUUAUGAUGCUGGCCUUGGAGGUGGCUAUGGAGGUAAUAGUGGAGGUUCCAUGUAUGGAAGUAGAGGGGGAUAUGGUGGUGCCUGGAGUGGUAGAUAUCAUCCAUAUGGAAGGUAG
Molecule: messenger RNA, 1074 nt
Organism: Dovyalis caffra
Lineage: Eukaryota; Viridiplantae; Streptophyta; Magnoliopsida; Malpighiales; Salicaceae
Source: the annotation of a GenBank genome assembly